This is a messenger RNA of Saprolegnia parasitica CBS 223.65, 628 nucleotides long. RefSeq lists its product as hypothetical. Bases 26 to 535 code for a protein of 169 amino acids. The record is from RefSeq and is a predicted model, not a curated record. The transcript has a single exon. NCBI's taxonomy places the organism in Eukaryota, Oomycota, Saprolegniomycetes, Saprolegniales, Saprolegniaceae.
ACUCCAAGUACACACACAGCACACCAUGGUGAUGACCACGUCCCCCUCGUUUGUCAAGGCCGGCGUCCUCUUCAAGAAGGGGUCGGGCCAAGGCCUCUUCAAGCGCCGCAACUGGAAGCCGCGCUACUUUGAGCUCAGCGAGCACCACCUGCGCUGGUACAGCUACCAGAACGGGACGCAGAAGGGCCAGCUCAACCUCGCCGCGCUCACAGUCGACGCACUCGAGGUCAUGCCGAGCGACGCCGUCAAGAAGGGCUCGUCGGCCUCGACGAUCUGGCGCAUUGCGAUCCGCAGCGGGUCGCGCCGCCUCCUCAUUUCCGCCGCCAACGAGUCGGAAAUGAACGAAUGGCUCCUUGCCCUCGUGGGCGUCCUCGGACCGUCGACCGCCGACGUUCGCAUGGCGAGCCCGUCCAAGAAGAUUGUGCUCGCGAGCGAACGCCCCGAGUACGUGGUCUGCAAGCGCCACUCGCGCGUGCACUCGGUGCGCAACAGCAGCUUUGCCAUGGUGCCGCUCGCCAAGCUGCAGCUGGUCUAAGCGAUCACGCGCUGGUAUUUAUGAGGACGCACGUCAAGCAAGACGACGACCUGUAUCGACGACUAUUUAUCCCAAAACUACUUAUCUAUCCAA